CUUCCUAGAACCAAACAAACCCACUCACUCUGUUUUCUCUGUUCAAACAGAGUUCACUUCACAUAAUAAUAAUAAUAACAACAACAUUUAACUUUCCUUCGUUUCUUCACUCUGUUUCCAUGCUUCCCAUAACACUGUUCUUCACACCAUCACGUUCCGUUGCCAUCGACAAGUUUCUAUUCCCCUUCCAGUGACUCUCUCUCUCUCUCUCUCUCUCUCUCACACACACACACACACACACAAACACACGUUGUUCUAUAAUGGACUCGUUCAGUUUCAACAACCUCCAAGCAGAGAAAGCCAACGCGAUUCUGAAACACCGGAAGCUCCAAAGGGUUGCAAGCUUGCUGCGAAUCCUGGAAGUGUGCGCUGUUUUGGUCUUGGUAUCGAGGGUCUCCAUGCAUCUACCAGUUGCACUCAGAAACUCCGGCGAGUACUUCAGAGACUUGUCUCUCUUCAUGCAUAGUCCUCGCUUCGUUUUCUUCGUCGGAAACGUCAUCAUCAUCACGCUCUUCGCGCAGUUCUCCGCUCAGGGCUCCGCCAGAAACCUUGGAGAACAGAACCUGUAUCAGGAGUUUGUCCACAACAGCGCAAAAGAUCAAAGGCACGUGGAAACGGUGGUGGUGGCAGAGUGCGGGAAAAAGAAACAGAGGAUGAAAACAGGGGAGAAGAAGGUUUAUAGAAGGUGUGAGACGGAAGUGGUGAGAGAGAAACGACGUCGUGUGCUGAGAAGGUGUGAGACUAAGAGGAUUGAAGGUGAAGAAGUGGUGAAAGUCUCGUGCCCUGAAGAUGGGAUGAGUAACGAGGAGUUUCGUCGCACUGUGGAGGCUUUCAUUGCAAGGCAACAGAGGAUUCGAAGGGAAGAAGAAAAUGAUUAUUAUUAUUAUUUAAUGUAAAAAACUGUAUUAUGUGUAAAGCAUGUAGAUAAAGUGUUGAAUGAAAAAAAUAAAAUGUAUGAAUGUGUAUGUGUGAACAAGGGUGCAAAUUGAG
This is a messenger RNA of Cajanus cajan (pigeon pea), 990 nucleotides long. RefSeq lists its product as uncharacterized. NCBI's taxonomy places the organism in Eukaryota, Viridiplantae, Streptophyta, Magnoliopsida, Fabales, Fabaceae. The record is from RefSeq and is a predicted model, not a curated record.